Messenger RNA from Naegleria lovaniensis, 300 nucleotides. RefSeq lists its product as uncharacterized. The record is from RefSeq and is a predicted model, not a curated record. NCBI's taxonomy places the organism in Eukaryota, Heterolobosea, Eutetramitea, Acrasida, Naegleriidae. Bases 1 to 300 code for a protein of 99 amino acids. The transcript has a single exon.
AUGUCCUCUUCGUCCACUUCGCAUCAACCUUCCAUCGGACGCUCGUUCUCGGAGCUUCAAAAGAAGGAAGAAACAUUAGCUAAAAUAUAUGGCUACGAAGCUGAUGUUCAUCAUGAUUCCGUUCUUUACAAGAAAGAAAAACCAAAGGCUUCCUUUGGAGAAUUUUUAUCCAGUAUUUCAAAGGCUCAACAUACUAACACGGGUACGAAUAAGCGAAAGUCUAUACCUGCUCACGCUCCAGCAAAAACACUAGAUAUUGCUUUUCCUGUUACACCUAUGAAUACGCAUAGCAGCAAAUAA